AUGGAGAACGGUCUAGUGGACUAUUCCCCCCGCCACCCAACGAAGACGGAGAAGCUUGAGUCGGCCUCCAACGUGGUCCUGAUUGACAACUACGACUCAUUUACUUGGAAUGUUUACCAGUAUCUGGCGCUUGAGGGUGCAACGAUCACCGUCUAUCGAAAUGAUCAGAUCACACUAGAUGAACUGAUUGCGAAGAAGCCGACUCAGCUCGUGAUAAGCCCUGGUCCAGGUCAUCCUGAAACCGACUCGGGUGUCAGCAGGGCCGCUAUCGAGUACUUCAGUGGGAAGAUACCUGUGUUCGGCGUCUGUAUGGGACAUCAGUGCAUCAUUUCUGUGUUCGGCGGCAAAGUUGAUGUAACUGGUGAGAUCUUGCAUGGCAAAACUUCGGUAUUGACACACGAUGCGAAGGGAGUCUACUCCGGGCUCCCGGCUUCCUUGAAUGUUACCAGAUACCAUUCUCUGGCUGGUACGCAUCCUACCCUUCCGGACUCGCUUGAGGUAUCCUCUUGGGCCAACGUAGACCUUGGCCGGAACCCCAUUAUCAUGGGUUGCAGACAUAAAGAAUUUACAACGGAGGGUGUGCAAUUUCACCCGGAAAGUAUCUUGACUGAACAUGGAAGGUCGAUGUUCCGGAAUUUUCUCAGGUUGCGUGGUGGUACCUGGAAGGAGAAUGCAGCCUUCUUUUCCAAGCAACCAAUAACUGUAUCUUCUGGCGGAGGCAAAGGGGAAAAGAAAAUUUCUAUCUUGGAAAAGAUUUACGCACAUCGAAAGGAAGCAGUUGCAGCUCAAAAAUUGAUCCCAUCGCAGACUCCUGAGGACCUUCAAGCUGCCUACAAUCUUGGCAUCGCCCCCCCACAGAUAUCAUUUCCUGAUCGACUAAGACGGACACCAUACAAUCUAGCCUUAAUGGCUGAAAUUAAAAGAGCCUCUCCUUCGAAGGGGACGAUUGCAGCCUCAGUCUGCGCACCUGCACAAGCCAGAAAGUAUGCUGUCGCUGGGGCCAGUGUUAUAUCAGUUUUAACAGAGCCAGAAUGGUUCAAAGGUAGCUUAGAUGACAUGCGUACCGUACGGCAGAGCCUUGAAGGACUGCCUAAUCGUCCUGCCGUCCUUCGGAAGGAAUUCAUAUUUGACGAAUACCAGAUUCUCGAAGCACGCCUUGCCGGUGCGGAUACAGUAUUGCUCAUUGUCAAGAUGCUUAGUGUUGAGUUGUUGACGAAGCUCUAUAAAUAUUCUCGAAGUCUAGGAAUGGAGCCAUUAGUCGAAGUUAACACGCCAGAGGAGAUGAAGAUCGCCGUUGAAUUGGGCUCCCAGGUGAUCGGUGUGAACAAUCGCGAUCUCACAAGCUUCGAGGUGGAUCUAGGUACCACCAGUCGGCUGAUGGACCAAGUCCCAGAAACAACUAUCGUUUGCGCACUGAGUGGUAUCUCAGGGUCUGCGGAUGUCGGGGCGUAUAAAAAGGAUGGAGUAAAGGCUAUAUUAGUUGGAGAAGCAUUGAUGCGGGCCAAAAACACGGAGAACUUUGUUUCCGAGCUUCUUGGGGGCAGUGUAGGUUCCAAAUCUUCUAAGAUCUCGUCACCCCUGGUUAAGAUCUGUGGAACGAGGACCCCAGAGGCAGCCCGUGCCGCUAUCGAGGCGGGUGCCGAUUUGAUUGGCAUAAUUCAAGUUGAAGGUCGUAAGAGGCGAGUAUCUGAUGAGGUUGCUUUGCAAAUAUCGGAAGUCGUCAAGGCAACGCCACGCCCGUCCGGGAAACGACCUGCGGAUGAGGAAUUACCAAUUUAUUUUGAACAUUCAGCAAAUACACUGCGCCAUCCUACUCGUGCUCUUCUUGUUGGCGUCUUUGCCGGUCAGCCUUUGUCCUACAUCAUCGAACAACAGCGUAAGCUGGGACUUGAUGUUGUUCAGCUUCAUGGAGAUGAACCUGUAGAAUGGGCGAGUUUAAUACCUGUUCCCGUGGUUCGAAAAUUCAGUCCUGGUGAUCCUAGUGUCUCUCGUCAAGCUUAUCAUGCCCUACCCUUACUUGAUUCUGGUGCUGGUGGCUCGGGGAAACUGUUAGAUGUGUCGUCUGUGGCUAAAGAGCUGGAGGGCAAUGCCGGGCUUCGCAUCAUUCUCGCUGGUGGUCUUAAUCCCCAGAACGUAACUGAGGUAGUGAAGAGCCUGGGUGAUUCAGCCUCGAAGGUUGUUGGCGUCGAUGUGAGUAGCGGUGUCGAGACAGGUGGUGCUCAAGACCUUGAAAAGAUCCGUGCCUUUGUUUCGGCUGUCAAGGGGCAAGCAGCUCUUUAA
Messenger RNA from Talaromyces atroroseus, 2280 nucleotides. Its product is annotated as Multifunctional tryptophan biosynthesis protein. NCBI's taxonomy places the organism in Eukaryota, Fungi, Ascomycota, Eurotiomycetes, Eurotiales, Trichocomaceae. The transcript has 2 exons. The record is from RefSeq and is a predicted model, not a curated record. Gene Ontology annotation, biological process: L-tryptophan biosynthetic process. Gene Ontology annotation, cellular component: cytosol. Gene Ontology annotation, molecular function: indole-3-glycerol-phosphate synthase activity; anthranilate synthase activity; phosphoribosylanthranilate isomerase activity. The coding region runs from base 1 to 2280 and encodes 759 amino acids.